AUAUAAUAUGGAAUAGCUCCCAAAAGGUAUUAUCUGCUUAAGAUCUUAGCCACUGUGUAAUAGUUUAUCAAAGCAACUACCAAUGGGGAUAUGAAAUGUUCUAAUGAGUUUGUAACAUAAGUCAUGUCGAUGGCUAGGGAAUAUAUCUAAUUGGUUUCUGAUUAAGCUAAUACAAUCUGUUUAGAAAAUGGAAAAAAAACAAUAUCAGGAGAGUUUUUUUAUAAGGCCAUUUAAAAAUUAAGGCUGGAAGGUUAAAUCCCAUUACUAAAAGAAAUUGAAGAAGAAAUCAAAGAGGAGGUUAAUGUAAAGUUUUGAUGCUAUGUAAAGGUGAAAAAUUAAAAUAAAGCAAGAUUUCAAGAUGAAGAACAUUUGAAGCAGUUAGAGGAAUAGCAAAAAGAAUUAUAUGAAAAAGCAAAAAUAGAGAACAGCAAACGUCAAAUUGAUGAAGAAGACAAUAAUAAACCUAGAAAAGCAUUAAAUUUACAAUUUGAAUAAGAAGAAGGGGAGGAGGAUCUUUAAUGA
This is a messenger RNA of Paramecium octaurelia, 522 nucleotides long. Lineage: Eukaryota; Ciliophora; Oligohymenophorea; Peniculida; Parameciidae. The record is from the annotation of a GenBank genome assembly.